This is a messenger RNA of Hemiscyllium ocellatum (epaulette shark), 1655 nucleotides long. It is a transcript of the gene mab21l3, whose product is annotated as mab-21-like 3. Lineage: Eukaryota; Metazoa; Chordata; Chondrichthyes; Orectolobiformes; Hemiscylliidae. Bases 242 to 1333 code for a protein of 363 amino acids. The transcript has 7 exons. The record is from RefSeq and is a predicted model, not a curated record.
UAAACAGGGAUAAUUAAACAGUGAAAGGCUGGAAGCUAGAGAAACGUUUGAUCAAGAAAAAGAGAGCAGGAUCACUAUAAUAAAUGAAGAGGACGUCUUGAAAAGUGGAAAUGAAAGAAGAAGAGUCAACGAAUGAACAGUUCGAUGGGACGACGGGGAUUUAACCACAAGAACACAAUCGGGGUUUAUAACUGAAUAGCAGGACAAGCAGAGGGAAAACAAGUGAAGAGCUCUGACUGAAAUGGUCGAAUUUACAGAAGAGGAUCUGGUCUUUUACCUACUGAAUCAGGUGGAUCUGCGUCGUCGGCAAGUUUCAAAGACUGAAGAAGAAGUUUAUGCCAUAGUUCAAGAACUGACUUCCGCGAUCAGUGCAGAGGAUAGCCGCUUUCAGCCCAUUUCUCAUUCCGGAAUUAACAAUGAGAACAUUAAGGUUCAAUCACCAACACAGUUUUUCAUUAUGGUUCCACUCCGAGGUCUAUCAGCUUACACAGAACGGAAAGUUCGUCAGUGGCGCUAUUAUACCUUGACUGGUUCCAAACUCAUCUCACCAGUUCAGGAGCCUGAGAAGUUGCAUCAAUGGUUGGAGGUGGACCAGUUCCUUAAGUCUACUCAGGAAUGGCACCAGUCUGAUGUGACUAUUGAAGGGGAUAUUGUUCCUUCUAAAGUUGUUGCAAUGUUUAAAGCUCUGCUUGAGAAACCACUCCAAGCCUCUAACUUUCAUGGAAAGAUCAAUGUUUUGGAAAAUGUUGGACCUACCAUACGACUUGCCGUGAAAACAACAGAACAACAUGUUGAGGUGGAAAUUGUACCAGCCAUUGAAAUUGCGAACCAUUGGCCAAAAAAAGCACGUUGGCCACGGUUUCUGAAAAGAUGGCCAUCAAAAGAAAAGGCUCGAACUGUCAAGUCCUUUGGAUUUAAUUUAUUGGCAAGAUCAAAUUACCACUGGCAGCUUUCAUUCACACGUGCCGAACGAGAACUAUUAGAGGAUAUGGAUGAAGAUGGAGGCUGCCGCCUGAAGUGUUUACAGGUCAUCAGAAAGCUGAAAGAAGACUAUUGGUGUCCUGGAAAUAAACCAGUCAUUACAUCCUAUCACCUACAGACACUUCUGUUUUGGACCUGUGAGAAAUAUCCACGCUCUAAAGAUUGGAAAAAUUUCCAAAAAAGCUUUCUGCGGUUGGUAAAGAAACUUCAGAAAUGUGUACUACAAAGAUACCUUCGACAUUACUUUGUGAAGAGCUUUAACCUGCUUAAAUAUGCUAACACAAAUGAACUGGAUAUUACAUCUCAGAAAAUUAAUGAUUUCUUAAUAAAUCCUGGUGUGUACUUCCACUAAAAUCCACAGACACCUUAAAUAAACUGCGAGCUCCAAUGUGCCAAAACUUACUAACUUUUCAAGACUCCCCAUGUUUUACCUGAAUGAAAAUUGAGUUAUGAGCUAAUAUUAAUACUGUGGAAAGAACAUGAGUGGGAAUAACUAUAAACAAAUAUCAUGCAAAUAUUUGUACCAGAUUUCUUUCUGAUACUUGAAGUGGUAGUCUCCACUAAAAUUUGGGAGAAAUGAAUUUAAAAGGACCAUGUUCUGAAUUCAUAGAAUAAAAUUGCUAAUAGUGCUUCUACCCCAUAAUGUGCUUAAAGGAUUAAGUACCUUACGAUUU